GUGUCUUUGACAAAUUUCGGUAGGCACUAAACCUUUGUUCCUUUUUACAAAAGGACAAUGGGACCAUAUGCAUUUGUCCAACAGACCACUAUGUUUCAAGAAACAUUCGCUGAUUGUUUCUAAUAUAUACCUGACUGGUAGCAGUGAAUGUGUUAAAAGGUGUUAAGCGCGAGAGCCACGGUGGGAGUUGAGUUGCGUUUGGAGAGAGGGGAGUACUGAGGAGAGGACUAGAAAAGAAACGAGACAGGAAAGAAGAGAGGGGGAGAAUUAGGAAAUCAGCAAUAGUAUUUAUUUUGUCUACGUAACGUGACGUUUUCCGAUCGUUUUUACACACGUUCGUAGCAGCACGAGGACGGAGACAACGAAGAGCCGCGUGGAAGAUUUUUUCUUUGUACUCAAGAUAAUUGUGUCGGCUACGGCUGGUAUACAGGAGACCCCUUUUAAGCAGAAUCCAAAGCUUCCCCAACAGUUUAUUUGAUGAUAUUUUUUGUUUGGAUAACCCAGUGAACCAAAUGCCAUGGUCUUUUACAAGAAAGGGAACAGUAACGCACUAGAGAGACGGUUGGACUAGUUGCUUUUUCUAACUACUCCAUUGGAAUCACUGCCGCUUUAGAAACCACCAACACGGCGGCGAGCAACAAUAAGCAGCGCGUCUAAAAUUCGACUCUCCGGCUAUUCUUCAGCGGACCAGCCAUGGCUGCGGUAACCAGCCCAGAGACGAGUCCUCAACCCCGGGUAUAUUUUCAGACCACAGCCGCGGGGUCCACCGAAGAACCAGAGACCCCUGUUCGGAAACAAGGGCGAGUUACCGUAAAAUAUGACCGGAAAGAACUAAGAAAGAGACUCAAUCUGGAGGAAUGGAUAAUUGGUCAGCUAACGGAUCUUUACGACUGUGAGGAGGAGUCCAUCCCAGAGUUGGAGAUAGAUGUGGAUGAGCUGUUAGACAUGCCCAGUGAUAAUGACCGUGGAGCCAGAGUGAAGGAUCUGUUGGUAGACUGUUACAAGCCUUCUGAGGACUUUGUCACUGAGUUGCUGGAUAAGAUAAGGGGCAUGCAGAAACUCAGCACACCCCAGAAGAAAUGAUGUCACCUGUAUUUCCGGUCCCACCCACCCUCUCACACCCCUAAAUACAGCCCCCCACCUCCUACUGCACCUCCACUCACCCUGUGGAGGAAUAGGAGAUUCUUCACCCUCCAGUCAAAAAGGAGGAAGCGGGGAGAGGUCAAUACACAGAGCGGGAGAACGAGAGUGGUGGAAAGACGGAGAGAGCAGAGAAGACAAGAUGAUUUAGGAGGACUGAAGCAGCCAAUCAGAUCUAAGCCGGGCUUAUGAUGUCAUUUCCAGUCGUUUUUUUGCUUUAUUUUAUUGUCAUCUUAUUUAAAGGUGUUUUAGAGUCUUCACAAGUGAUCAGUUUAUAGGUCACAGUAUCACACUUAUUUUGUCUAUCUUUAUUUUUUUCAAAGGGUAAUUCGAAAUGAUCCGUCGUGUGUCGUAACCUGUUGCAGUUAACUUGUCAUACUAUGAUGUGUGUUUAGUGGAUGUCAGCCCAGGAUAGAUCUUCAUGUUCAGUACUGGGUUAGGAUGUGCCCUCUUCAUGUUCAGUACUGGGUUAGGAUGUGCCCUCUUCAUGUUCAGUACUGGGUUAGGAUGUGCCCUCUUCAUGUUCAGUACUGGGUUAGGAUGUGCCCUCUUCGUGUUCAGUAGUGGGUUAGGAUGUGCCCUCUUCAUGUUCAGUACUGGGUUAGGAUGUGCCCUCUUCGUGUUCAGUACUGGGUUAGGAUGUGCCCUCUUCAUGUUCAGUACUGGGUUAGGAUGUGCCCUCUUCGUGUUCAGUACUGGGUUAGGAUGUGCCCUCUUUGUGUUCAGUAGUGGGUUAGGAUGUGCCCUCUUCAUGUUCAGUACUGGGUUAGGAUGUGCCCUCUUCGUGUUCAGUACUGGGUUAGGAUGUGCCCUCUUCGUGUUCAGUACUGGGUUAGGAUGUGCCCUCUUUGUGUUCAGUAGUGGGUUAGGAGGUGCCCUCUUCGUGUUCAGUACUGGGUUAGGAUGUGCCCUCUUCGUGUUCAGUACUGGGUUAGGAUGUGCCACCUUUGAUCAGGGCUCUGAUCCGAACAAGUGCGCCAACUUUGACAAGGGAAGUGUGUUUUCAGGUUGGGACUGAUAUCUGAACCACAUAUUUACACACAGCUCUGUGUGUGUGAGUGUUUGUGGUCUUGAGACACACACACACUCACACAAACGCUGGUGGACUUGAACAAAGGGGCCUUGUUUCUAGUUGUCUUUUCUGUUGUAGCUCUGGCUGUUCCCCUAACGUAGCGUUCAUCACGUUACGGGCUUCUUCAGAGCCCCGCUCCCCCCAACCCACUGUCACGGCUGUCUGAAGUAGUGUACUGUAGUGUUGAUGCUUUUUACCACAGUCCUGAUGGCUGUCUGCUUGGGUUCACUCUAUCCAAACACACACACACACACACACCGCCCUCAGGAAACAGCAGAAAUACAGUCACAGACCACAGCUGCUGCUUCUUCUCACACGCGCACUGGUGUUCGCUCUCCAACACAGAGGACGAGUGAAUGAGGGGAUUGGAGGUCUUUCUCUUUGGGGCUUGGCUGCCUCACAAGGCAUCAGUGUUGCCUGCAGCAAUGCUGCUCCUCUCUCCUCCCCCCAUCUCUCUCACCCCUUUCUCCUCCCCCCAUCUCUCUUGCGUUUUCUACUCCCCCCAUCUCUCUUGCGUUUUCUACUCCUGUGUAUUUUUCUACCCCUCUCUUUCCCACUCUCUCUGCCUCACUCCAUUUUCUACUUCAAACAAUCGACACAGACCAUCCCUGCAUCCCCCUCUCUUUUUAAUAACUAACGUUGCCUUAGGUCUUCAUCUAUGACACAAACCAAAUAAAAGAAGACAUUCUUUAUUUAAAGGAACAAUUUUUAAAACAACAAAACGACACAAUGUUCAUUCGUGUUUUUCCUCUUUGGAAAAAAAAAAAAAAAA
Messenger RNA from Esox lucius (northern pike), 2984 nucleotides. RefSeq names its product protein phosphatase 1, regulatory (inhibitor) subunit 14Bb (gene ppp1r14bb). Gene Ontology annotation, molecular function: protein serine/threonine phosphatase inhibitor activity. Gene Ontology annotation, biological process: innate immune response; regulation of phosphorylation. Lineage: Eukaryota; Metazoa; Chordata; Actinopteri; Esociformes; Esocidae. Gene Ontology annotation, cellular component: cytoplasm. The transcript has 3 exons. The record is from RefSeq and is a predicted model, not a curated record. The coding region runs from base 694 to 1083 and encodes 129 amino acids.